This is a messenger RNA of Histoplasma capsulatum G186AR, 1935 nucleotides long. Its product is annotated as U3 snoRNA associated protein. The coding region runs from base 1 to 1935 and encodes 644 amino acids. Gene Ontology annotation, cellular component: small-subunit processome; Pwp2p-containing subcomplex of 90S preribosome. Gene Ontology annotation, molecular function: protein binding. The record is from RefSeq and is a predicted model, not a curated record. Lineage: Eukaryota; Fungi; Ascomycota; Eurotiomycetes; Onygenales; Ajellomycetaceae. Gene Ontology annotation, biological process: rRNA processing. The transcript has 4 exons.
AUGCCCUCAAAGCAAAAAGUCCGCGUGAAGCAGAAAAAGCCAGCAGCAGCAGCAUCCGCACUGCCAACGACAGAAGCAGGCUUUUUCGUCGAUACUCACGGCGCUUCGGACGGGGACGACUUCGCUGACAAUGCCAUUAGCGAAAGUGAACAAAUACCCAAGGAUGCAACGGAAGAGAGGCUUGAGCGGUUACUCUUUGGCGAUGCGGCGGGGUUCCAUGAUGCGCUAAGGGAUCGGGAUGCUGGGGCCAUGGAGAUUGCGUUGAGGGACGGUGCGAGUGGGGGUGGAGAUGGAGGCGUAGAGGAAGAGGAAGCGCAAGAGGAGGGCGGCUUGGAACAUGUUGAUGAUGCGGAUCUCUUCUUUCUAGACUCCGGUACGGCGGGUGUGGACGAUAUCGAGCUGCCAAUCGCGCAGAAUGCGUCGAAUGGUCAGCGCGAGAACGAACCGCCUGCGGCGUGGGAAGACAGCGAUGAUGAACGCAUCACUGUCUCCCUGGCGAAAAAUAAUCGGCUGCGAAAGCUACGAGUCACGGCAGAGGACGAUGUCGUCACGGGCUCGGAGUAUAUACGGAGACUGCGCAAGCAGUAUGAGCGGCUACAUCCUGCUCCAGAUUGGGCGAACAUGUCCGCUAGAGCAGGUGGGCGAAGUGCCAAGAGAAGGAAGGCAGGCGCUGCACAGUCGGAUGAUGAGAGCGUUUUUGGCUCUGAUCAUAUGGAUACUGGCACUGAUGGAGAGCACGAAAUGGCCCUACAGCCGCUGGCGCGGCUGUUGCAAAAUGCUGGAAAUCUUACAAGGGGCGAGGAUAACGUCAAGAGCGGUGGGAAGCGGAAGCUCCGCCAGGAGGUACUGGAUAUUCAACGGAUGAAAGAUGUUGGGCACGGUCAACCUUCCGCCAUCGAGUCUCUCACGUUCCACCCGCACUACCCCCUGCUCCUCUCCUCCGGGCCAGCCUCAACUCUCUUCCUCCACCACAUCUCCCCCAAAUCCGUCUCUCCCAACCCCCUCCUCACCUCCCUCCACGUCCGCCGCACCCCGAUACACACUAGCGCGUUCUCCCCCUCAACAGGAAAUCAAAUAUACUUCUCCGGCCGCCGCCGCUACUUCCACAUCUGGGACCUGGACACGGGCAAGGUUGAGAAAGUCAAUGGGCCUGCCGACCGCAGGGAAGAGCAGAAGUCUAUGGAACGCUUCAAACUAUCUCCCUGCGGCCGGUGGAUGGGUGUCGUCGGCAGCGCGCGCAAGGGGGGCGGCAUUGUAACGAUCCUCAGCACCACCACUCUCCAGUGGGUUGCACAGGUGCGCGUUGACAGCCACAAUGGCGUUGCUGAUUUCGCGUGGUGGAGUGACGGGGAGGGAAUGUGUGUUGUUGGCAAGAAUGGGGAGGUUAGCGAGUGGGAUGGGCGGCAGAAACGUAUUGUUGCGCGCUGGGUUGAUGAGGGCGCUGUGGGCGCGACAGUGAUUAGUCUUGGUGGGAAAUCUGGAAAAGGGCUGAUCGGCGGGGAUAGGUGGGUGGCGGUGGGGAGUUCGAGUGGGAUCGUGAAUGUGUAUGACCGGAGGCCGUGGGCUGUGGCUGCUGCCGAGAUCGAAAGGAAGAGCAAGGGGAAGAAGGUCGAUGGAGAGAUGGAUUCCGGUAAUCAUCGUGGCGGCGGUGGUGAUGGUGAUGAACAGUGCGGAAUCCCACGCAAUCCAAAACCGACACGCAUGCUUGAUCAGCUGACGACGCCCACGAGUCAUCUUGUCUUCUCGGCAGAUGGGCAGUUGCUCGUCAUGGCCAGUCGGUGGAAGAAGGACGCGUUGAGAUUGAUAUACAAGAAUUGGCCUACGUCCAACACUCCGUUUGGGCGCAUUUCGGCCGUUGCCAUUGCGCCGACGUCGGAUAAGUUGGCUGUCGCGAAUGAGCAAGGGAAAAUACGGUUGUGGGAAAUUCAUGGCUAG